Molecule: messenger RNA, 1420 nt
Organism: Loxodonta africana (African savanna elephant)
Lineage: Eukaryota; Metazoa; Chordata; Mammalia; Proboscidea; Elephantidae
Gene: FAM89A
Product: family with sequence similarity 89 member A
Exons: 2
Coding region: 1-561 (186 amino acids)
Source: RefSeq, a predicted model, not a curated record
AUGAGCGGGUGGGCGCCACCGGCACCGGCGGACGCGGGCGGUCUGGGAGGCGUGCGGGGGCUGCGGGUCGACGGGCUGCCGCCACUGCCCAAGAGCCUCAGCGGGCUGCUCAACUCGUCGUCGGGCGGCGGCGCGCCGGGCGGCUGGAGGCAUCUGGAGCGGCUUUACGCGCAGAAAUCGCGCAUCCAGGACGAGCUGAGUCGCGGAGGCCAGAGGGGCGGUGCGGCGCGGGCCGCGGCGUUGCCGGCCAAGCCCCCCAACCUGGACGCGGCGUUGGCACUGCUUCGCAAAGAGAUGGUUGGCCUCCGACAGCUGGACAUGUCCCUGCUCUGUCAACUCUACAGCCUCUAUGAGUCAAUUCAGGAGUACAAGGGAGCAUGCCAGGCAGCCUCCAGCCCAGACUGCUCUUACACUCUGGAAAACGGCUUCUUUGAUGAGGAAGAGGACUAUUUCCAGGAGCAGGGCCGGCUCCAUGACGGGAGGGAGCAAGGAGCCCCGCGGGACAUGGCGCCGCCCAUCUCACCCCUGUCCAGCAGUGACUGGAUCCUGGAGCCCAUCUAGGGUCCUCAGGAGGGCUGUGAUUGUUGGAGAAACCCUUACAACUGGACCAUGGCAGCACUUGCUUCUCCUCUUGCAAAUGCUUCUUUUAGGACCCUCCCGUGCUCCCCACUGGAGGGCCUUGGCAUGUGGGAUGAACACUGCCAGGCAGAUUCGUGAACAGGUCUUCUCCAUCAACAUGUGUGGGUAGUCUAUUUUAAUGGCUGGGGUUUUUGCCAAUGCAGACCUGAGGUGCUUAGCAGUAUCUGUGACUCCCUCCUGCUGGGGAGUCAUAUGAUACAUUGAUGAGAGGGUCCCUGCAAAAUGCCUUAGUGGGUGUUUGAUUAGUGUGGGUAUCCUUGCGGAUAGUAGCUUAUCGGCACCAUCCUUGUGGUGGGGCUCCUGCCUCAAGGCUGGGAUGUAUGAAAAGUAACAUUUUACUGUUCCUCUUCCUCAGUACCUUCCACAGCUGUGCUUUUUAUUUAAAUGAACCUUUAAGUCAUUGGUUCAGCUUUACUUAUUUGUAAGCCGCAUUACUAACUGUCCGGGCAACUCAGUGAAAGCUUUUUGCUGAAAAAGUAAACAUUUCAGAUCACACCUAUCAACUUUUUUCUCAGUCUGUCAAAAAAUCUAAAUCAUUCUUUGUCCAUCAGAUAUAGGUGGAAGGAUGAUAUGCUGAAUGGAAAAAAAAAAAAAACUGGGGCAAACUAAUGUUUUGUAUUCUUCAUUGUAAGAUAGUAAAUUUUUUGUUUUUAAAGAUUCUGAAUGUAAACUAGUAUGUUUAAGAUAUACUAGUAAACAAGUAUGUAAACUGUCCUCAUCUGCUUAAAACAAUGAUUACCUUAAGCCUUAAUAUAUUUAUUAAACUACUUUAUGAAAACUU